AUGGAUCCAGAUCGGGCAAAAUCUGGCGAACCGCAGGUAGUAUGCAAGGUCCUCGUGGAGAAGCUAGUAAAUGGGGAGGGGCUGAAGCACACCUUGGGGAGAAUCUGGUGUCCGAUCAAAGGGAUCCAGUGCAAGGAUCUAGGAGAGAACCACUUCUUGAUCACCUUCUUUCAGGCGGCGGGGAAAAAGCGUGCCCUAGAGGAUGGCCCAUGGAUGUUUGGGAAGGACUUGGUGAUGGUGAUAGAUUAUGAUGAAACAAAAACUAAAGAGGAGAUGGACUUCUCCUUCAUUCCAAUUUGGGUCCGUGUGUUGAAACUCCCUCUUGGUAUGAUGAAGAAGGCGACUGGAGAGGCUAUUGGGGAGGAGAUUGGCACUUUCAUGACCAUGGAUCUUGAUGAAGAUGAUACGGCUGUUGGGAGAUACCUGCGGAUCAAAGUAAGGUUGGAUAUCAGGAAACCUCUCAUGAGAGGAGUGAUGGUGUAUGUGGGAAAGGAGGAUAAGCCGCUCUGGUGCCCAGUGGAAUAUGAAUACCUACCGGAUUUCUGCUACACGUGUGGAAUCAUUGGUCAUACUGACAAGGUGUGUGAGGUGGAGGUGGAGAGGGGUGAGACACAACAAUUCUCAAAAUACCUGAGAUGUAUGCCGGAGAGGAAGAGGGUGGAGGAGGGUUUUGGUGGACGUUCAGGGGGAGAUCGUUUCGUUCCUUCUUGGAGGAAAUCCGGGGGAAGUAGAGGAGGCAUGACGAGCAUGGGGUGA
Panicum virgatum (switchgrass) is the source of this 756-nucleotide messenger RNA. RefSeq lists its product as uncharacterized. The record is from RefSeq and is a predicted model, not a curated record. Lineage: Eukaryota; Viridiplantae; Streptophyta; Magnoliopsida; Poales; Poaceae. The transcript has a single exon. Bases 1 to 756 code for a protein of 251 amino acids.